CACAGGACUAUACUUUAUUCUUGAUUUAACAGUCAACAGUGAAUAUAGUAAGCUACUCAUGCUAAAAAAUAAAAAACAAUUGCUAUUUAUCAAUCAAUAAAAUAAUAUAAACAAUUGUUUAACAUUUAUAAAUAUGGCAGCUUCAAAAGACCUUAAUCUUGCUAGGAAAAAUCUUGCCAAUUCUCUCGGUGACAACGCUAAAGUAUAUUUCGAAAAAAUGAAAUUAUGGUUCCAAAUGAAGAGUACUAAAGAAGAAUUUGAUAGCGAAGCUAGGAAUAUUAUGACAGACGAGCAAAUUCAUUUACACAAUGAGUUUCUUUUGUGUUUAUUUAAUAAAGUACGAGGUCUUGCAACUGCGACACCUUCCAGACCUGUGAAAUCUAACAGCACACCUAUUCACACAGAUAAAGAAAAAACUUUAAAGGAAAAGCGAUUAAAAUUAAAGAGAAAAUAUAAAACUGACCGAUCUAAUUUUGAACCGGCAGAUAUGUAUGUAGAAGUGCUAAGUCAGACGUCAUCUCCAGUAGGAGACGAACCUAUUGGUGCUAACAGAUCUAGUGCACAAGAAUUAUUGCUACCUGAUAGGACUUUUGUACUAGCAAGAUUGAUGUUGGCUGCUUGGGAAAAUAAUAUGGAUAGUGCCGAUGAAAAUACAGCACAUCUAAUAAUUGCUGCAACACAAAUAUUUCUCAAAAAUAUAAUUACAGCUGUAUUUGCAAGGAGAAAGGGAUUCACAGUUUAUCAAAAGAACUUUAUUUAUAACAUAGGAGAACCAGUAUCCUGUUCUUGGAAGAGAAAUACGAUGUUUAUCCCUCGUGGAAUUCAUUCAAGUAAACCAACUAACAUAGUUGACCCGGAUGGACAAGUACCCUCAGUAAAACAAACAGUUGAAGAAAUGGAACAAGCAACAGCUUUCGCUAUGGCUUGUUCAACAUCGAUAUUAUCAUCACCGUUACCACCAGUUAGCAUUAAUGAUUUAUUGCAAACAUUGAAGGUUCAGUAUAAAAUUUUUAUAAUCUUUCUUUUUACUAUUUUUACCAAAACUGUAUUGAUCAAACUAUUUUUUCAGAUUUACAAAAAUCUAGUUAAUAACCAUACAACAUAUGCAACUAACAUGGAACGUUUAUUUACUUAUCCUACCCAUUCAACUUGGGAAGAUUUAGAAAGUAAAAAGUUAUUGUGUUAAAAUCUAUUUGUAACGAUUGUUUUAAAUUAACUAGGUAUAAAAACUACUGUACAUAUUGAGUUGUAAUCCAUGAAAUUUUUUUAAAUAAUUUUAUACUAACAUAAUAUAUUGAAGAAUUACUUUAUGCUCAGGUAAACAAAAUCUCAUUUAAUUCUCUUACCACU
This is a messenger RNA of Cotesia glomerata, 1350 nucleotides long. RefSeq names its product transcriptional adapter 1-like. Lineage: Eukaryota; Metazoa; Arthropoda; Insecta; Hymenoptera; Braconidae. Gene Ontology annotation, cellular component: SAGA complex. Bases 134 to 1186 code for a protein of 350 amino acids. Gene Ontology annotation, molecular function: transcription coactivator activity. The transcript has 5 exons. Gene Ontology annotation, biological process: regulation of transcription by RNA polymerase II. The record is from RefSeq and is a predicted model, not a curated record.